UUUUGGUUGGAUUAGAACCAAUGUACUGAACUAUAAUGUUUUGGUCACUGUUUGAUGUUUCGUCAGUGUGUCGCGCCCAGCAAUUUGUUUCAAGGAGAAACGACUCUGUUGAUCCAGACAAGCUUAGGCUUAGACGGUCAUUUCUUACAAUGAUGCGCUCUCCAGCAUUCGCUGCCAGCCGUUUUGCAUGGAAGCUGAAGCCUCUCUUUCAUCGCGCGCAGUGGAGACCACAAUCACAAGGAAGCCUUGCUGUUUCGCUUUGCCAUGAUGAUGUUGCUGGAGUACUGCUGAAGCCAGACAAAGACUUGGUGGAGGACAUCUUCAAGAACCAAGAUGCCAUGCUUUUGCUUCAAAGGCUGCAGGACCUAGGACGCAUUCAUCUCCAGUUGCAGGCUGUGCGCUUCAUCAUGGGAGAACAAUUGUCUAAGUACGGGAUGGACAAGCCGGUGGAGGCUGGAGAGGGAGUUGCUGAGCAGGUUCAGGAAAAAGCCCUUCACUACGUGCGUGCCUUCAAAGAUGUAGAAUCAAUGAUGGAUGGCCUCAGGAGACUUCUAGAUCGGAUCAGACGUGAGGACAAGGAGAAGUCGGGAUUUAUGGGUUGGAUCGGUGUAUACCAAGCCAAAGUGAAAGACUCAAGAAAGGAUUUUGGGAAAGAGGCCGAAAAGAUAGUGCUGCCAACGAUAAGCAAAUUGAAAGGUGUUGGCAUGCCAUCGGCAGAUGAAGUCAAGAAGCAAUGCCUGACGGCAGAGAGCCUGUUCAACCAGGUCAUGGAGACAAAAUGUCUUUCAGAUGUAAAAAUGAAAGCCUAUCAUGAGCAACUGAACAAGUCCAAGAGCAAUGUGGAAGGUGCCAGAAAGGAAGGUGAAGAGGCAGACAGGCACUUGCAAACAGUGCGCAAAGAGCAUCAUAGAGCCACCUCAGAAUUUAAAGCUCUGGAGGAAAAGCAGAAGCGACUUCAAAGUGAUGUAAAGAAGGGAGACGAGAGCCUUUCAGCUGCCCAAGUACAGCUUGGCGAAGUUGAGGAGCGGGUGAGAAGGUACACGUUCAACAAAUUUGGUCCUUUUGUCGAAGUCUGGAGACGAGAUGUUGACCGGGCUGAGAAGGAGGAGAGAAACAAACAUGAAGAAAUCACAGGAUUGACGAAGCAGCUUGAACAGCAGAAGGAUGCCCGGGUUGCAUUUGCUGGUGAGAAAGCGAAGGCAGAAGCAGCCUGCAAAAGCGCAGAAGACGAAUUGAAGGCUGCUGAGUCAAAGGCAAAGGAGGCCAGGGAGAAAAUUGAUCAAGCAGAGGAUGCACAUGCCAAGAUUCAACAAAAGAUGAUGGAACAGCUGCAGAAGAAAGGCUUCAUGACCGACAAUGAGGCCUUAGCGUUGAAGCUGAUGGCUUCACAGCUGCAUCGCAAUCUCAAGGCAGCACGGGGUCAGGAAGACCUUGUCGACUAUCCCUUCGAAGGACUCGUCAGAGAAGCCGAGGGCUUGACUGAUGAGAUGAAGAAAGCGGAGACAUUCAAGGUUAUGGCCAACGAAUUGACAGGCUUUUUGGAUCAAUUCGCAGGAAGCCAGACAUUCAGAGCAGACUCAAAGCGUUUUGAAAUUGCCAUGAGCCUUUGUCCAAAGCUUGAUUUUGGCAAGGUGAACAGGCUGGUGACCUGUGGAUCGCCAGACACAUUACAAGGGAUUUUAGCCAGCAACCAGAUCUUUCCAGAGAAGGCUGCCACGAAGACUAUUGAGUAGUCAGUGCGCCGGUGCUGGCAGAACUAGUAGUUCGAUUUUGUUCGAAUGGAAAUGCUCGAGUGGUAAUCUUCGCAAUUUGAACUGAC
Messenger RNA from Durusdinium trenchii, 1819 nucleotides. Lineage: Eukaryota; Dinophyceae; Suessiales; Symbiodiniaceae. The record is from the annotation of a GenBank genome assembly.